Messenger RNA from Misgurnus anguillicaudatus (oriental weatherfish), 3447 nucleotides. The record is from RefSeq and is a predicted model, not a curated record. NCBI's taxonomy places the organism in Eukaryota, Metazoa, Chordata, Actinopteri, Cypriniformes, Cobitidae.
AUGGCGCACGCCACCAACUUCCUAAACAUGCUUCUCCACGCCAACACGUCCAGGGAGCAACAUAUCAAGAGGGACAUCCAGUGGUACCAUGCGCUGGUGAGGAGUAUGUUGGAAGGGAAUCCCAAAAUCCAUCGGGCAGUGGUCACCUUUCACACGGCGUCUCCAGAGGCGCACGGUCCGCAGUUAUUUCUACAGGCGACCAGAGCCGAGAACCAAAUCGUGCUUCAGGAUCUCUCCGGCAGCGCGCACCAUCGACUUAAAAACAGGACAUCUGAGUCCGAGUGGUACAACGAGUUUAGGGACCGAAAGGGAGCCCACUCUCUCAAAAGUAGAGGGCUUUUGGUAUCACAGGGCGGAUAUGUUUUGGACAAAAGUCAUGUGAAAUGGUCUGCGCCCUAUCUGGAGUGUGAACAUGGCAGUUUUGUGCCACACUGGCUGUUGACACUGUCUGCAGGUUUCUAUGGCUUGAAGAAUAACACAGCGCCAGAGUUUAGAGGAGUUGUACGUGUAGAUGUUAAUCUACAGGAUGUGGACAUUGACCAGUGCUCCAGCAGUGGCUGGUUCGCAGGCACUCAUCGCUGUAACUUGACAACUAUGGAGUGUAAGCCAGUUGUAGGCCAUGGAUUUGUGCUGGACAAGUACAAGUGUCAAUGCAAAUCAGGUUUUUACCAUCCAAGUCGAGUGGCUCUCAAUGGCUUCCCAAAAUCAGACCGGGGCUCAUACAGUGAUGAAUUCUGGGAAGUGCCUGAUAGAUGUCUGCCGUGCCAGGAAGGAUGUUUGUUCUGCACUGAUGACACACCAUGUCUGGCUCAAGAAGAUACUGCUCUCCGUCUGGCCAUGGUCUCCUUUCAAGGUUUCUGUAUGCUCCUGGACUUCAUCAGCAUGCUGGUUGUCUACCACUUUCGCCGCAACAAGAGAAUCAGAGCAUCUGGUCUUAUUCUUGUUGAAGCGAUACUUUCAGGAUCUGUACUUCUCUACGUUCCAGUUAUGAUACAGUACUUGAAUCCAAGUGUAUUUCGAUGCAUUCUCCUGAGAUGGGUUCGCCUGCUCGGCUUUGCUGUCGUUUACGGCACAGUGAUUCUGAAAUUAUACAGGGUUUUAAAAUUGUUCCUGUCACGCACGGCCCAACGGAUUCCCUACAUGACCAGCUGGAGAGUUCUGCGUCUGCUUGCCGUGAUUCUGCUUGUGGUUCUUUGGUUCCUAGUGGCCUGGACCUCAGCCGUAUGCCAGAGCCAUGACACCCAACGGGCCCUUGUUGACAGCGGGGUCACCCCAGAGGGCCUGCAGUUUAACAUGUGUCUGUUGAAUAGCUGGGACUACAUGAUGGCUGCCGCCGAGUUCCUCUUCCUGCUGUGGGGCGUCUAUCUGUGUUAUGCUGUAUGGACUGUGCCAUCCGCCUUUCAUGAGCCACGCUACUUGGCGGUCGCCAUUUAUAACGAACUCCUUAUCUCUGCAAUCUUCCACAUCAUUAGGUUCACUCUUGGGACUGGGCUGCAUCCAGACUGGAUGCUAAUGUUAUUUUUCGUCCAUGCACACUUGACAGUGACUGUUACAUUGGGUUUACUGCUUAUUCCAAAGUUCCUUUUCACUGGGACUCAUACACGGGAAGACAUUGCCACAGAGGCUUUUGAGGAUGAGCUGGAUAUGGGUCACUCAGGCUCUUGUCUGAACAGCAGCAUAACAUCUGCCUGGAGUGAGCACAGUCUGGACCCUGAGGACAUUAGGGAGGAACUUAAGAAGCUAUACGCCCAGUUAGAGAUCUAUAAAAGAAAGAAGAUGCUGGCCAAUAACCCUCACCUACAGAAAAAGCGCAGCUCCAAGAGGGGCCUUGGGCGGACGAUAAUGCGGCGAAUCACAGAAAUACCAGAGACUGUGAGUCGGCAAUACAGCAGAGAAGACAGGGACACCAAUGAGCAUGGAAGCAACAAAAGUACCUUGCGGAGAAAUCCUUUUGACCCAUCUCAUUCCGGCAAGUCUAGGGAAGAAUCUCUAAGGAUCAAGAUGUUCUCACUUAAGAGAUCUCAUAGCUAUGACCAUACACAUGACGAAGGUGGGGAAUCAAACAGGGUGUCUGAUGAUAAAAUAGACAAUUCAACCACUGAGACAUCGCUGCUUGACACCUUGAUGGGCCGGAGGUCUAACAAGAAGAACCCUGAUGUACCAAAAGUGGAGUUAGCUGAAUCUGCCGAGUCAGUGCCGUUAGUGUGCAAGUCUGUUAGUGCACAUAACCUGGCUGCAGACAAAAAGCCUGUACUUCUUCGAACUUCAAUGUUACAGAAAUCCCUGUCUGUGAUUGCUAGCGCCAGAGAGAAGACACUAGGAAUAGCGGGGAAGACGCACAGCGUUGAGGAUGCAAGUAAGAAGACUCAAAAAGGAAAAGACAGUACUGUACUUUCAGAAGUUGAGGAAUCCCCUGAAUGUUUUCCCAAAAUGAUCAUCAGCCAGUCGGUUGAGUACACCAAAACACCAAGUAAGAUGGGCAUCAUGAAGCAGCACGUGAGUGGCAGUCAGCCCUCCAUUUGUUCCGAGCCUGGAAGGAGCAAGGAUCUGUACGAUCUCUCUGAGAUUUGCCCUUGGGAAGUCGAGGAGCUACCGACUCCUUCUGAGGGGAAGGCUCAAAAGCACGUGUCCAUCGCCGUAACUGAAACUGACAACAUUCGGGCAAGCAGCCCAAAAAGUGGACGCUCUCAACACAAACAGAAAGGAGUUGGUCAAUCUCCUUUAGGCCGCCGUCACUCAAGAGAUAAGACUGGGGACAGCGAUGAAGUGAGGAAACCCAAAUCACCUCUCAACCUCACUUCCCACAAAGAUUCAAGUCCAUGGAACUUUGACAAUCAAUAUGUUCAAGAAACAGAGACUGCAGGACUGUCCCCUGAGAGAAUAAGACGCAAGAAAAGUGUUACACCGACAGAUGGAAAGCCUAAGACCAUACUUUCAGAUAUAUCCAAGUCCACGGGAAGCCUUUUGGAACCUCCAGCUCUCAUGGUGGAUAUUUGCCCUUGGGAAUACGAUCCACCUGUGUCCCCAAACCAAGACAAGACGUCCAGCCUCACACAUCAUUCAAAGAGACGGGAUUCUUGCUCAAAAAGAAAAGGAUUGUGCUCUUCUAAAGAUAAAGCAAAGGAUAAAGAGGAGGAUAAACGAAGGUACAACUGUCGGGAGCGGAGAAGCUCCUCAAGCAAACCCUCAGAGAAACGCCGCACAAGCCAGUCAUUAGAUAGUGACCAAGUAACCACAGUGGUGUCCGGAAGGAGAAGAAGCUCUACUAAAGAGACAGCGGUGAGCAGUGGUAAACAUGCAGAAGUACUACAUACUGAGACAUUGCCAAAUGAAAAACAGCCUCAAACAUCUGAGAACCACACAAAUCGAACACCAGCCGAUUAUCUCAACAUGGCUGAAGUCUGUCCAUGGGACUUUGAUGAUAAGCUGUCAGGGAAAAAUGCAUGA